GCCGUGGAUCCUUCCUGUGCGCCACCGCGACCAUCGACUAGUCCUGCGUAGGCCUGCCUCUGAUCGUAUGACAGAGAGAGCUCUCCGUCGCCCCCUCGGAUCUUGAGACUACGUUGUGGCUAAACGCCCCACUCCAUCAUGUCUGGAAGCCCAGAUUUGACCUCGUCUCGUACUUCCCCCACACCAACGACAGACGAGAAGGGCAAGGGCAAAGAACCGCCUAAGGACAACGUCCUCGUCGUCUUCAUACACGGGUUCAAGGGCGAUGACGAGACCUUCCAACACUUCCCCGACCGACUGCAGCACAUCCUCUCUGAAGCCAUCUCUGACGCGGUCGUUGACUGCGUGGUGUUCCCUCAAUAUGAGACGAAGGGGAAUUUGACGGAAGCUGUGAACCGAUUCUCGGAGUGGUUGACGACGAAGACGGUUGAGCGGGAAGUGUCUACGGGUGUGGGGGCGGGGAAUGUGAAGAUCGUGUUAGCUGGGCAUAGUAUGGGCGGUAUCCUCGCAGCGGACACCCUGCAAGAGUUCAUCCAGACACGACCUGACACCUCUGCGCCCCUGUGGCCGAAGAUCAUUGCUGUGCUGGCAUUCGACACACCUUACCUCGGCGUCCACCCCUUCGUCUUCAAGAACAGCGCGACGAAGGCCGUCGAAUACGCCUCGACCGCAAAGACCCUCGGUAGCGCCCUCCUCGGCGGCUUCGCGGGCUUCGGAUCCAAGAAACCCACCAACGACAAGUCCAAAGCACCUGCUGGCCUGAUCACUGCUCCUGACACCGACAAGCAACCCAGCGACUCCAAUAACCAAUCGGGAUGGGCGAAGUGGGCCGUGCCUGCGCUGUACGCGGUCGGCGGGGCGGUGGCAGCAGGUGCCGUGGCUGGCGGCGCAUACUGGCGAAGAGACGACCUGAACCUGGGUCUGUCAUGGGUGACGGACCACCUGAAGUAUGUGGGCGAGCUAUGGAACGAGAAGAGGAUGAACGCGCGGGUGGAAGGGCUGGUCGACUUCGAGGAGCAGCACGGGGUGCUGUUCAAGACGUUCUACACCUUUCUUCCGCCCUCUCCACCCACCUACUUCUCCUCCCGCACCUUCGUCGUUCUCCCCAAACGCAUCUCACGCGCCUACUCCCACUUCGCCCCCGCCAAAAACGAGCUCGCUGCAGAUGAACUCGAAGCCCACACGGGCAUGUUCAGCGGCGCGACGAACGACGGGUACUACGAGCUCGGACUGGAGACCGCGAAGUUCAUCAGGCAGGCUGUAUUCUUGCAUCGCGGGGUCAUGGUCGCCGGUGCGUCAGCUGCUGCACCAGCAACACCAAGCUCUGAGCAGCCGGGAGCAUCGGAUCCAAUACCACAGGAUCCGUCCACUGGCGAGGGCGACGCGGUCGCAUUGCCGAAGCCACCCGAGGCUUGAGGCGAGCGCACGCCAUGUACUUUAUGACAUCUUUUUCUGUAUUUUAUGUCUAUUUUGGAUACACUUGUACGUUCGAUGUUCAGCGGGGCGUUA
Messenger RNA from Schizophyllum commune H4-8, 1509 nucleotides. RefSeq lists its product as uncharacterized. The record is from RefSeq and is a predicted model, not a curated record. Bases 139 to 1416 code for a protein of 425 amino acids. The transcript is spliced from 5 exons. NCBI's taxonomy places the organism in Eukaryota, Fungi, Basidiomycota, Agaricomycetes, Agaricales, Schizophyllaceae.